Messenger RNA from Psammomys obesus (fat sand rat), 1406 nucleotides. It is a transcript of the gene Mtg1, whose product is annotated as mitochondrial ribosome associated GTPase 1. Bases 88 to 1068 code for a protein of 326 amino acids. The record is from RefSeq and is a predicted model, not a curated record. The transcript is spliced from 11 exons. Lineage: Eukaryota; Metazoa; Chordata; Mammalia; Rodentia; Muridae. Gene Ontology annotation, molecular function: GTP binding; GTPase activity. Gene Ontology annotation, cellular component: mitochondrion.
CCAUGGAACCGAGGUGCCUCGGAACCCCGUGAGCAGAGCAGAUCCAAGCCCUGGCGGAGGCGUCCCUGUGCUUCCGACAGCAGCGCCAUGAGACUGUGGCCGCAGGCAUGGUGUGCUGCUCGUGCCGCUUGGCGCGAGAGCUUCCCUUUGCAAGGUCACGACGUAGCACGCUGGUUCCCCGGCCACAUGGCCAAGGGACUAAAGAAGAUGCAGAGCAGCCUGAAGCUGGUGGAUUGUGUUAUCGAGGUUCAUGAUGCCCGGAUCCCACUUUCAGGUCGAAACCCUCUGUUCCAAGAGUUACUUGGUCUGAAGCCUCAUCUGCUUGUCCUUAACAAAAUGGACUUGGCGGAUCUUACAGAGCAGCAGAAAAUUGUCCAGCACUUAGAAGGAAAAGGCCUGAAAAAUGUUGUUUUUACAAACUGUGUAAAGGAUGAAAACAUCAAGCAGAUCGUCCCCAUGGUCACGGAACUGAUCAAGUGCAGUUACCGCUACCACCGAGCAGAGAACCUGGAAUACUGCAUCAUGGUGGUUGGUGUCCCCAAUGUAGGCAAAUCCUCCCUCAUCAACUCCCUGAGGCGGCAGCACCUUAGGACAGGAAAAGCUGCCAGAGUGGGUGGUGAGCCAGGAAUCACUAGAGCUGUCACAUCCAGAAUCCAGGUAUGUGAGCGUCCACUGAUGUUCUUGCUGGAUACUCCAGGGGUGCUGGCUCCUCGGAUUGAGAGCGUCGAGACAGGCCUGAAGCUGGCCCUGUGUGGAACUGUGUUGGACCACCUUGUUGGGGAAGAGACCAUGGCUGAUUACCUCCUCUACACCCUCAACAGGCAUGGGCUACUUGGGUAUGUGCAGCACUAUGGCCUGGCCGAUGCCUGUGACCACAUAGAGUGGGUGUUGAAGAACGUGGCUGUGAAGCUGGGGAAGACACGGAAGGUGAAGGUGCUCACGGGCACGGGUAAUGUCAAUGUUAUCCAGCCGGAUUAUGCCACGGCAGCCCGCGACUUCCUCCGGACCUUCCGUAGUGGGCUCUUGGGCCAAGUGAUGCUGGACCGUGACAUUAUGCCUGCUUACUGAUGACACUGACCCCUGACCUGGCUGGCUGAAAUAUGGUCUGCAUAUUCCAUGGGACUGCAGCUGGAGUGUUUAAUGCUUGGAACUAUUCUCCUUAUCUGGAAGCUCUCUCUGCUGCUACCUGAGACUUAGGACUCACCUCCAAAGGGCACUAUGUUCUCUUGUCCAGUAGAUCCUGGUCAGUCCUGGUUGCUACCAUGGGGUCCCAAGAAAUCCUGUGUAUAUGUGACUUGGUCAAGAGGUUUUCUCAGUCUCAAGGAGAGCUUAAUGCUAUCAAAGGAGUCAAAGCUGUAACCUGUAACUUCAAAAAAAUUGGGUUAAAAAGCCAACUUUUAAAAAUC